AGAUGGCAGUCCGUAUUUGAAAUAAUUAAACACGUGGACUCUCGCUGAUAAGAAACCAUGUCAAAAAAAGGACGUAGCAAGGGCGAAAAGCCUGAGGCACUGAUUGUUGCCCUACAGGCUGCCAAUGAGGAACUCAGGACCAAGCUAACAGACAUUCAAAUUGAGCUGCAUCAGGAGAAAUCUAAGGUUGCUAAACUUGAAAGAGAGAAGACUCAAGAAACUAAGCGUAUCCGCGAGGUGGAGCAGCGCAAGCAGACUGUGCAGAUCACGGAGCUAAAAGCCAAACUCCAUGAGGAGAAAAUGAAGGAGCUGCAGGCCGUGAGGGAGAACCUCAUCAAACAGCAUGAGCAGGAGAUGACGCGGAUGGUGAAAGUCCGAGACAGCGAAAUCCAGCGCCUCAAGUCAGCGCUGUGUGCACUACGGGAUGGGAGCAGCGAUAAAGUAAGGACAGCGCUGACUAUUGAGGCUCGUGAAGAGGCCAGAAAACAGUUCGACUCUGAGCGCCUUAAGCUUCUGCAGGAAAUUACUGAACUGAAGUCUGCCAAAAAGCAGGUAGAUGAGGCCCUUAACAAUAUGAUCCAAGCCGAUAAGAUCAAGGCGGGGGAUCUUCGGAGUGAGCAUCAGUCCCACCAGGAAGCCAUUUCCAAGAUCAAAUGGGAGAGUGAAAGGGAUAUUCGCCGCCUGAUGGACGAGAUCAAGGCUAAAGACAGGAUCAUAUUUUCCUUGGAGAAAGAACUGGAGACACAGACAGGCUAUGUGCAGAAGCUGCAGCUGCAAAAGGAAGCUCUGGAUGAACAGCUCUUCUUGGUGAAGGAGGCAGAGUGUAACAUGAGCAGUCCCAAGAGAGAGAUCCCAGGAAGGGCUGGAGAUGGUUCGGAGCACUGCAGCAGCCCUGACUUGCGCAGAAACCAGAAGAGGAUAGCAGAGCUGAAUGCCACAAUCCGGAAGCUGGAAGACAGGAACACAUUGCUCGUUGACGAACGAAACGAACUGUUGAAGCGUGUCCGAGAAGCUGAGAAACAAUGUAAACCUCUUCUGGAAAAGAACAAGUGCCUCACGAAGAGAAACGAUGAACUUAUGCAGUCUUUGCAGCGCAUGGAAGAUAAACUCAAAGCAGUCACUAAAGAAAAUAUAGAAAUGAGAGAAAAAAUGACAUCACAUCCUCCUCUAAAGAAAUUAAGAUCUCUCAAUGACCUGGAUCAGGCUAAUGAGGAACAAGAAACUGAAUUCUUAAAGCUUCAGGUCAUAGAACAACAGAACAUAAUUGAUGAGCUAACAAGGGACAGGGAGAAACUCAUUCGUCGCAGAAAGCAUAAAAGGAGCUCAAAGCCAAUUAAGAGACAUGUGGUGGAUACAGUUUUUGGGUACGAUGAUGAUUCCAUGGACUCUGAAACAUCCUCUGUGGCCUCAUAUAGAACAGACAGAACACCAGCAACCCCAGAUGAUGAUCUGGAUGAGGGUUUAGCAGCGGAAGAAUCAGAGCUGCGGUUUCGACAGCUGACAAAGGAGUACCAGGCCCUGCAGAGAGCGUACGCACUACUGCAGGAGCAGACAGGAGGCAUCAUAGAUGCUGAAAGAGAAGCCAAGGCUCAGGAGCAGCUCCAAGCUGAAGUCCAGAGAUAUAAAGCCAAAAUAGAAGAUCUGGAGAAAACUUUGGCACAGAAAGGGCAGGACUCGCACUGGGUGGAAGACAAACAGCUUUUCAUUAAGAGGAACCAAGAGCUUUUAGACAAGAUAGAGAAACUGGAAGCAGAAAACAACCGUCUGCAACAGGAGCUGCAGGAUGCCCGAGACCAGAAUGAGCUGCUGGAGUUCCGCAACCUUGAGCUGGAGGAAAGAGAGAGACGGUCCCCACCAUUUAAUCUCCAGAUUCACCCAUUCUCAGAUGGUGUGAGUGCUCUACAGAUCUACUGCAUGAAGGAAGGGGUUAAGGAUGUCAGCAUCCCAGACCUCAUAAAGCAAUUAGACAUCCUAGGUGAUAAUGGGAAUUUAAGAAAUGAAGAACAAGUGGCCAUAAUUCAGGCUUCCACUGUAUUGUCCUUGGCAGAAAAGUGGAUCCAGCAGAUUGAGGGAGCUGAAGCUGCUCUGCAUCAGAAGAUGAUGGAACUAGAAAGUGAUAUGGAGCAAUUUUGCAAAAUAAAAGGUUAUUUGGAGGAAGAAUUAGACUACAGGAAGCAAGCUCUUGACCAAGCAUACAUGAGGAUCCAGGAGCUUGAAGCCACCUUGUACAAUGCUUUGCAGCAAGAAACGGUGAUAAAGUUUGGGGAACUACUCACUGAAAAACAGCAGGAAGAGCUGAGGACAGCAGUAGAAAAGCUAAGACGUCAGAUGCUGAGGAAAAGCAGAGAAUAUGAUUGCCAGAUUCUUCAGGAGAGGAUGGAGCUGCUCCAGCAGGCUCAUCAGAGGAUCCGAGAUUUAGAAGAUAAAACUGACAUCCAAAAGAGACAAAUUAAGGAUCUGGAGGAAAAGUUUCUAUUUCUAUUCUUGUUCUUCUCUCUUGCCUUUAUUCUUUGGCCUUGAUGUCAAUGUGCCUCUUGGAAAGAGUGCCCGACUACACAGAUAAGUCCCUAUAAAGGCAAAUGCUUCCACCCCCCCGAUGAGGAGAACAUUGUUUACACCUAUUUUAAAAAGUAUAAAAAUGAACAACCUGUAGCCAAGACUGCAACCACCUUGUAUUUU
Molecule: messenger RNA, 2679 nt
Organism: Gymnogyps californianus (California condor)
Lineage: Eukaryota; Metazoa; Chordata; Aves; Accipitriformes; Cathartidae
Gene: JAKMIP2
Product: janus kinase and microtubule interacting protein 2
Exons: 21
Coding region: 58-2520 (820 amino acids)
Molecular function (GO): microtubule binding; kinase binding
Source: RefSeq, a predicted model, not a curated record